This is a messenger RNA of Anguilla rostrata (American eel), 8055 nucleotides long. RefSeq names its product lymphocyte cytosolic protein 2-like. The transcript has 21 exons. The record is from RefSeq and is a predicted model, not a curated record. The coding region runs from base 5841 to 7472 and encodes 543 amino acids. Gene Ontology annotation, biological process: cell surface receptor protein tyrosine kinase signaling pathway; intracellular signal transduction. NCBI's taxonomy places the organism in Eukaryota, Metazoa, Chordata, Actinopteri, Anguilliformes, Anguillidae. Gene Ontology annotation, molecular function: protein binding.
GAAAAGGUAAGGCUGUGAAUUUCAGGCACAAGUUAAAAUUAUUAUUAUUUUCUUGGAAAAUGAUUUUGCACCUUCCCAUACCGUUGGUGUAAUCAGGUUGAGAAUGUGCGAUGAAGGACCCAUUUCGGGUUUUUGUUGAUGCACAGAACUUCUGUGCCUUUCCUUAACUCUUUUCAUCUCUGACAUAAGGUAUCUGAAUUGUUCUGUGUUGCUCUACAUAGUUUCUUCAUUAGUUAAAUAGUGGUUUAAUUUAAAAGGUUUGCUUAACUAUUUCUCCUGAGUGCAAGUCUUCUGUGUUUGCUCAGUUGCCCUUUGUCUAAUAUUACAUUUUGUCUAAAGUUCUGAAUUCACUCAAUGUGAGAAAUAUGCAAUAAGAGGAAAUCUUUAAAUAUCGGUAAAUACUUUUUCACAGUGCUUUAGACCUUAAUUGUAAUUUAGAGGGAUUUAGAAUGACGAACACACUGGGCUUUUGUCUGCAUUUUAGUUCAUGUUUUGGCAGCGACAGUGCCCUCUGGUGGAAAGCCUGAGAGCCUUCACAAUCUCUGCAUAAAGGGACUUCUGAUGAACUAUCAGGGCCUCUAUAUAUAUAUAUAUAUAUAUUUUUUUUUUUUUCAUAAAUUUUUGUGGAAUUUUGAGUGAAUGCAGCAGUCUGGAGCUCCAUGUCUGUUGUCAAGGGGCUAAGAUACACAAAAUCCUGUUAAUGUUCUGGUAAGUUUAUUUCAGGUUGGCCCAAAGUACUUUUACGUUGCAUUUUAUUUGGCAGACCCUUUAUCCAAACCGAUGUGCAAUAAGUAUAUACCGAAGGUCAUUGGAACUACUACAGAACACAAGUUCGAUUGGGUACAAUUCUUAAGUAUCAGUUAUCCAUAACCAUGAACAUCAAGUCUAGUUCAUGCAGUAAACAUAGGCUAAGUAAAGUUAGUAAAGUUAGUCAGUAAAGUUAAAAGCUAAAUGAAAAUGCAAGUGUAACAUGAACACAGUCAGAAGAGAUGCGUCUUCAGACCACGGCACAAAACGGGCAAUGGCCGAGUGGUUUGUAGAGCAACGGGGAGUUCGUCCCGCCACUGGGGAGCUGGGGUGGAGAAGCUCCAUGGUCAGGACGAGUGAGAACCAUUCACCCGGAUGGCAGGAAGUGAAAAUAUUUUGUACCCAUUUUUCUUCCGUUAAUUAUAUAAAUGUCACAAAUUACUUUCAGAAAAAAGUGUUGUAUCUAUUUGCAUCUUGUGUAGAUGCAUGAUGAUAUGACAUCAUGGUUUAGAUGUCAUUCCAUCCACUAGGUUGCGGCACUAACACACUUGCUAUGAAAAUGGAAGAUGUGUCCCCUGAGGGGUGGUAAUCAGGCAGGUUCUCAUCUGUAAUUUUAGAGGGCAUUCUGAUUAAAACUGCCCUGUGAUGGACUGGUGAACUGUUCAGGGUGUAUUCCUGCCUCUCUCCCAGCGCACGCUGGGAUAGGCUCCAGCACCCCCCCGUGACCCUGACAAGGGAUAAGCGAGUAUAGAUGAUGGAUGGAUGGAUUCUGAUUAAAAAGUUUUUAAAAUCACUGGGUUAGGAUUCCUGCUGUCGGGUCAUAUUGAUCAAAAUGUCUGACUCUAGUUUAGGCUGAACAGCACUGAGAGGCCCACUUGAAUUUAUGGAAGUGGACAGGGGAGCCGGUAAGAAAAUUAGUCCUCCUCUUUGUCUGUCAGAUCCUCUGACUCAGCAGUCGUGGGCUUGGACUCAAACUCGAACUGGAAGUGAAACUCAUGCGUUGUUUAACAGGAAGGGAAGCAAAGCUGACCCACAGUCCCGCUGUACCUCACAAUCCCUCGAAACUCUUCAGCUCUUCAGCUCAUUUCUGUUUUUUUCCCACCUCAGUUUUUUUGAAGGUGGUAACUUCUUGACCAAGUACGCAUUUAUGCCUCAAACACAUUUCACGUUUUUUUGGUAGGUGCACUUUAGGUAGGUAUAAUUUUUUCUCUUAUUUGCUCAGUUGCAACAAAGAAAUAUAAAAAUAAUAACCCAGAGUAUUCAGCCUGUUUACCGUCUCAUAUACUUUUCCAUGGCUGCACAUUUUAUUCAUAAAACACACAAACCCCUAUCUCCCUCCUUAGAUCUUGUGUAACCUGAGAAAGGUCAACUAUGCUGCAAUACAAACAUGUACGGCAACAGUCUCCAGGAAGUGGAAACUCUUCAGCUGUGCAGAGAUGUCUCUCUGCGCUGUACCACCAUGCAAGCUCAAGCAGCAAACCUGCAGGCCUUCAUGCUGCGUGUGGGCGUGUGCCAGGAAGCUUGUGCGUUCCCGUGACAACACUGCCAUCAAAAAAGUACUAUUUUUAAACUUUAAAUUCCUUCACUUCACUAAAUGCUUCUCAAGUUCAUUUGUAGCAGUAGGACAGCUAGCUAGUUACCAGCCUCUCAACUGAUCAUGAUUUAUUAAGUUUCUCUCUUUUGUUGUUGUUGUGGCAACCAGAGGCAGUUGCCGUGGAGGCAGUGCAUUUCGCGGUACAUGAUGUCAUAAACUUUCCCGCUGUGGGAGUUCAAAAAUGUGUAAUUUAGGUCCCCAUGCAAAAUAAUUCCACUUUCGCUCAACUGUAAUUAUGCACCAUCUAUGCAUAUCUAUUUAUCUUUGAGACAAUAUGAAAAAAUACCCCAAAUGCAAGAGAAAGCAUGUUUAAUGCAUUACCUGCCUCCUUAUGUAAUAUGGAUGCCAACACAUACUGUACAUUAUAAUCUAUUUAUUUUUACUCAAAUUGCUACCUCUCUCUAAUGGGCUGAAGUAUUGAGAUGACCUAAAAUGGGGUUAUAAUUUAUAUUUAUGACAACAUGUAUUGCUUGACACAUUUGCUGAGAUCAUUUGAAUCAUAUUGCACCCCUUUACUUAACACAUAUUGAACAUACUUUGUUGUUAUCACAAGCAUUUUAUGCAUCAGUUUCAUCCAAAUACACAAAAAUUGCAGUUAAUAUAUAUGUAAUCUGUGUCCCCCUACCAAAAUAGUGCCUCAUCAGCCAUGAUCAAAACACACACUUUGAUUAAACAAGAGACUUGCCCAUUGCCUCAAAAUAAAUCAACAGCAGAAGACUCACUGGCAAAAUUUAAACAAUGUGAAAAAAAAACGUAGUACUGUAUUAACUUCCCAUUGAUUACCAUACUAGAACAUUGGCAUACUCAAAACUUUAUUGAUCAGAUUAAAUAAAUGGGGCGACAUAGCUCAGGAGGUAAGACCGAUUGUCUGGCAGUCGGAGGGUUGCCGGUUCAAACCCCGCCCUGGGCGUGUCAAAGUGUCCUUGAGCAAGACACCUAACCCCUAACUGCUCUGGCAAAUGAGAGGCAUCAAUUGUAAAGUGCUUUGGAUAAAAGCGCUAUAUAAAUGCAGUCCAUUUACCAUUUAAAUUACAUGAACUGAAUUGUGUUCAAAAACAGUCACCAUUUUAAAUCUGGCCUGUAUUCUUGUUUUAUGUGACCCUAGAUAACCCUCAAACAGCUUUUGACCAGAAUAGGCCACAGAAAUAACGUAACGAAGUAAAUUUGGACAGGACGUAUGAGAGGGCUCGAAGUUCAGCUUUUACAUUCUGCAGUGUGUGAAACCAAAGCGAACUGGCUGUAACUCUUCAUGUGAUCUUGCUGUGGUUUGAACACAAAUACAGCAUUCUCUCUAAGUGCUACACUGGGGCCCUUUUUGCACAAUGUCAAUCUCCCAUUUUUAGCCAGCCGUACCUUUUUCUACAGGUGAGGAGACACCACUAGGCUGAAGAAAAGGAAAGAUUUUGUCUCUGUGGGAGUAUCAAUCAACUGCCGAGUUUCAGAUCUGGCUGUCAGGUUUCUGUACUCAUUGCAAUUUUGUGGGGGCACAACUGUAUUGGAAUUAUCUUCCAAGUGCAAGUGACCUGACGGUCACGACUGUUAUAAUAUGAAAACAUCUGUGUUGGACUGCUAACAAAUCCAGUAAUAGUAAUAAUAAUAAUAAUAAUAAUAAUAAUAAUACAUUUACAAAGGCCACUUCACAGGGAAAUCUGGAUAAGACACAUUGUGAAGACGGUAAAGAAUACAAUUGAUAAAAUAAUAGAGACGUUUGGUUGUAAGGACAGUAAACUCAAUCCGAGUAAAUCUAGUAAAUCCAAGAGGGAGAACAGAGGAAACGAUCACACCAGAGGUUCUAAACUGUGGGUCACAACCCCAUGUGGGGACACCUGAACAUUUUGGGAGAAAAGGGUAAUUUUUUUGUCUCUUGAAAAUGUGUGAAUGUAGGCCACUGCAUGUGGAACAUCAGAACGAUCCAGCUAUAAUAAAGCAGUGAGGCUCGAGGGGCUGGUGGGAUAUCGCCAGUAUAGUCACAGCUAAAGGGUGCUGUUAGGCAGGAAGUAUGUGCGUGGGUGGGAUGUUGGGGGCAUGCAAAAUUGUGAACAUUCAUUUGGGCUUUGGGAACCUCUGGGUAAAACAUUCAAAAAACUAAAUGAUUCUACUCUUGUCAGUCGCAGUCAAAGAAAUAUUGUGCAUGCUGGGUAUUCUCCCUGAGACAGGUCGUAAGGACGAAAAGCCUUGUCUUGAACGUGUUAAGCUGAUCUGCCCCUGUCCAUUCUUUUAUUCUGUGUGAGUGAAACAUCCAACCAUGCAUCCGUUUUCUAAAGCACUUAUACCUGGUCAGGGUCAUGGGGGGGUAUCGUAUUGCUGUUCGCUGCACUGCUGUACAGUUCAUACAAGUGUCUUGGAUGGCAAGAACAUAUUGCAGUGAAAAUAUUUUCAAAUAUAUGACUUAUUUUAUUAUUAUUGAACGCCCCUUGUAGUGUAGGUUUUGGCACAGUGGACAUGUGAACAUGUGGUUCUUGAGGUUUGGACGAGAGACUCGUGUCUUGUACAGGCGACAGAACAGGACUCGCCCAGUCUUCAAAAGAUAAACAUGCACAAGCAGCAAAAUACAAAAACGUUUCUCUUUGAAAGAUGAUCAGGGCCCGAUGGCCUUCUGUAGGUACAGGUGGCCUGUAUUAUGUCAACAGUAAGAAGCAUGAGUUUCAGUGUAGAUGGAAUCUUUUGGAAAUUUUGUGAGUCUCCGUGCUCAGCAACGACACUCAUGGCGUUUAAUGUGAUUUCUGCUCACAGCCACUGUACUUCCCCUUUUUGGCUCUGCAGUGGUGAACAGGAAGCGCAGGAGGAAGUUAUUUUAUUUUGGUUGUUCUUUUUUUCUUUUUCUCAGUCUCUUCAGAGCGCUCAGUGGCCUGUGCCUUGUCUUACUUUCUUGCCUUCUGAACGAAUUUUUCAUUUUCACGUUGUUUAUUUUUUUGUUUGUCAGUGGAUUAGGGGGGUAUCGAGGAGGGUGGGAGGGAGGUUGGGGUGCACUUUCAGGAUUUGGAUUAUCCCGGCCCGUUUUUCUGGAAGCGUUCCUGACCGCCUCGCCUUGCUUUCAGAGGGCCCCCGUACCUUCGCACCAGACGUGAUUUAGCAAGAGGAAGCAUUUAGCGCCGCUAGCUAUCAGCAAGCCGCCUCUCCCUUUUCGUCAUCGCCUCUCGGUCGUUUUCAAUGCCUGCGGUGGCGUAACAUCAUCCUAGCCUCUGUGGCGCACGGACCUAAAGCCCCUCCUCUCGUCUCCUUACCGCGAACGCCAGCUGGGCCCCGCACUUCCUUAGCUCGCAGCGGGAUCGAGAGCAGACUGGGGAGCAUAGCGGCCGGGCACGGGGAGCCAUUUUCUUCGAGGCCUUGGUGUCGAGCGCGACCAGGCGGGAGUAAAUGAGCAGAGAGAGCGCCGCCACUGCCAGGCACUCUUUAGCUUUCGCCGCGGUACGUUUCCUUUUCGUCUCUCUCUCUUUUUUUUCUCCCCACGCGGGGGCCUUCUCUGUCGGGCUCGAGCGGAGAACGACCAGGGAGCAACAUGAGCUUCGACAGCGUGCCAUCCAAGGCGGAGGUGAUGAGCUGGAACCCUCCACAGCUGGCAGACUACCUGAGGAAGAUGGACCUGGGUGGCUGUGACAAGGUCAUCAUGAAGUGCGGAAUGAAUGGGCGAAGGUUCCUGAGCAUGACGGACAACGACGUUCAGAAAUUUCCCAAAAUCCACACCCCGCUCAUCUCUAAAAUCUGCAAGGAAAUUAAUAAGAAAGAAGAAAAGAGGGGAUUCUUUCCAAAAAGAACGGUGCAGAAGUACCCAGAACCAGUCGCUGUUCCAGAGGAUGUUGGCUGGGAUUCGGAAGAGUUUGAUCAAAGCGACGACGACUACGAGAGUCCGGACUCCGGCGGUGGUGAGGGCAGCGGGGGGGACUACGAGUCCCCGGCCGAGGAGGACCCCCAACAGGGAGGUGGGGACAGUGACAACGACUACGAGCCCCCGCCGUCCGAGCCCCCCGACGAACUGCCCCGUCAGAUAUGCCCCGCCAAGCCCCUGGGGGACAGUGACUACAUAGAUAAUACUCGGAAUCGUGGGGUGUCAGUGAAGGUGCCCAACAACCAACCACCCGUCCCCCCCCAGCGACCAGGGCCCGGACCGCCCCAAGUCAAUCUCCGCUCGACCCUGCCCGGGCCCCACCCUCCCAGACGAGAACAGUCUCCACAGCGACCCUUCCGGCUACCAAACCAGCCUGCCCCGGGCCCUUCUGCCCCCCAGGUGGAUCGCAGGAAGAAGCCCACCACCCUGGAACGGGGGCUGCCUGGCCUGCCCGCUCCCCCAGAGAGAGAAUCCCCCCUGGCAGAAAGGAAGCCUUUUGGUGUUGGUGAGAGGACUACACCACCAAGAGGUGCCUUCAGACCUCCAGCAAUAGAGAAACCUCCAGAGCCACAGAGGCUGCACAAGCCCCCCAUUCCAGGACCUGGAGUCAGUAGGAGGGUGUCCUCUGUGAGCCAACACACAGCUACCUCCAGACCAUUUUCACAAGAUCACAGAAAUGAUGUUCCGGAUGAAGCAGAGGGUGCCUCCUUCAGCUCCAACACCUUCCCUCUCUCUGUCAGGACCUUGCCCCCCCGGCCAGGGGUCCCCUCAACCCCCUUUGACAGCUUGCCCCCCAACCGUCCAGCCAGUUCAUCGCUGCCCUCCCGGCUCCAGCCAAGUGUAACUGUUCAGCGAUCCAGCUCGAGAGGUCAAGCAGACAGAUGCCCAAGGGUCCCCCUUCCACCCCAGCGACCUUCAGUCCCUGAGCCACAGCCUGAAAGUGAACAGGACCUGAACCCGAUGUGGUACGUGGGCCAGGCCACCCGGGCGGACGCAGAGGGCAAUUUGAGACAUAUCAACCAGGAUGGUGCGUUUCUGGUGCGGGACAGUUCGAAAGGCUCGCCCACUCAGCCCUACACCCUCAUGGUUCUGUACCAGGACAAAGUCUACAACAUUCAGAUCCGUUACAACAGUGACGAAGGCGUGUUCCUAUUGGGCACAGGUUUCAAGAGCAGUGAGAACUUCCCGGGGGUGAAUGACAUCAUCAAGUAUCACAUGAAGAUGCCGCUUCUGCUGAUCGACGCCAAAGACCGCCGGUCAGCUCAGCAGCGGCAGUGUCUACUGACCCACCCUGCAGGGUACUGACCGAACACCGCCCCCAACACCGCCCCCUAGCUGCACAAAAAGGAAAGGCAAGAGACACGGAGAGACAAUGUAGAAAUGUCUGUUCUGGGUCGAGUCGUGGACAACCCUUUACUCUAUUAAAAGGACAAAGCCCACUUAAGAAUUGUUGGACAUGCCACCUUUUAACAUAUGAGAUCUGUGAUGGCUGCCCAGGGUGUGGUGUCAAAGGAUGCCAGGAGGGGGCGCACUCAUUUAAAACAUGGCACUGAAACAAACCCCUUAACCUCCUGUCAUAGCCUAUGAUUAUUUAAUGUUUUGUUUAGUUUUUUUUAACCAAGUAUUAUUAUGUUUUUAGCUUAAGUUGAUUUAUCAGGUUAAUUUUGUGACAGCUUGUGUAGCUGGCUACCCAGGUGUGUGGAGCUGUGGAUCAUUCAAAGUUUGCUGUAUGGGGCUGUUCGUAAAUCACAACCAUUUUGUAGCACCACAUUAUCUCUGAAUGCAACAGGGGCGACGCAUUACAAAUUUUGGUCACACCGAUAGUGCUUCUCACAGCCUAAUUUCUGGAAUUUUACCGUUUUCUUCAAUAAAACUGUGUUUCUGUGCA